AUGGCCAGUAUGGCAUCAAAGGAAACUGCAACACCAUUGUACUUUGAAGAAAGCCAUGCUAUUAUUAGUACUAUCGGUCUUGUUUGGGUUCUUCUGGGCAUUACGAUCGCUAGCAUUAAGGGAAGGCUUUCUGCUGUCCUCCUUGUGCCAAUUAUCGUCUCCGCUGCAUGUGCUCUAGCUAAUGGUUUGCGUUAUAUUGCCUAUUUUGGCGAACGCUCUCUCGUUACUACCACUAUUGCUGACUUGUUCGCGGAAUUCUUUUAUCUAAUUCAAGAAACUGGACUCCCCUUCUAUGGCUAUUUAAUUCUAUACUAUAUUUUACAUGGCAGAGACCGCGCAAUCUUCCUAACCCUCUUCUGGGUGCUAAUGCUUGUUGUUAUCGUUAUUCGGGUCUUUGUCAUUAUAAACUUAGGGCUCUUUUCUCUUACACACUAUAUCUCGCUACGCCGAUUCCAGACCAUUACUAGAUCGCUAAUGCCCAUUGUCUUUGUGGCUGUCGCGUUAAUCGAAUGUAUAACCGCCGUGUUCUUGCUAAGGACACUCCGCUUAGCGCUCCUAGCAUCAGGAAAAAGCCCCCUAAAGGGCGGUAGACUGGUCCGCUAUCUUAUGAGCAGCACUGAGAUCCGCGUCGCAUCGCUAGCUCUUAUUGGCAUUGCGCGCACGGCGACAUACUUGUCCCAAGGACACGAACUUACUGGAGGUACAAAUACGGUAGCUAUCCAGGUUGAUAUGUUUAUAAUCGUGCUACAAGCUCUAUUCCCAAUCACUAUGUUCAUCGAUAUUAUCACCUCACACUACAUACGAGCCCUUGAGAGCCGCGCGAGAAGCUACCCACUUAGUUCUGUAACGGGAGAAGGCGCCAGUGCAGUGUGGCAAGCAACCCGACAGACCUAG
Messenger RNA from Pochonia chlamydosporia 170, 894 nucleotides. RefSeq lists its product as hypothetical. The record is from RefSeq and is a predicted model, not a curated record. NCBI's taxonomy places the organism in Eukaryota, Fungi, Ascomycota, Sordariomycetes, Hypocreales, Clavicipitaceae. Bases 1 to 894 code for a protein of 297 amino acids. The transcript has 3 exons.